UCAUUUUUUGUGUCAAUAGAACAAAUUUUGAAUAUUCCUCGUAAUGUUCCACACGUGUUUAUCUCACUAACAAACAUCGUCCAUAAAUUUUUAUGAAUGUGAUUUCUGGAAAUUCGUUGACAAAUUUAAUUCGUGAAAAUGGAUUCGUUGACUCACGAAACCGAAAUUAAGAUCUUUAAGUAUUUAUUGGAGAUUGGGUGCUGCAUAAAUUGCUGCUUACGACUAAUUUCUGUUCACAAUCCUGAGUAUUAUGAGAAUCCAAUUGAAACUUCCCAAAAGUUGAAAUACAUCGAGGAAUCCUUCGAAAUAUCUGAAGAAUCUCCGUGUAUUGCUUGCCUUGGAAUACUCCAAGAGAAUGUCAAACACCAAGUGUUAGAACAGGUAACCAAAGUGAUCACUUCGGAGGCCAACGACUCCCCCACCUUCACGUGUGCCCUCUCAGUCCCGAUGUCCCUCACCCUCCGUGAGAAGUCCCUCGACAUAUCAAUCCGUCAAAACCUUGACCUUCCCCCGAACGAUCUCGCCCACUUAUUUCUCAAGAUCGAGUCCAUCAAAGACGUCUGGAAGAUCCAGAUGCUCCCAAGGAUCGAGGCCGCAAUCUCCAAGAGAUCCAUCUCUGGUCCCACUCCCUCUCCUUUCCUCAUCGACAUCUCUUUGAUCCACGAUCGCGACGAGAGUGACUACGAGUACCUCCUGAAAAAAUGCGAUCCAAAUUUCCACGAACGACGGAAUCGAAACGUCAAGUACAGCAGAAAUAACAUCGAGAAGGUCCUCUCAACGAUUGACAAGGAGAAAUUUGCUGAAUUCUUCGCGAUUCCCCCAGGAAAACCGAUGGGACCGAUAGUACUGGACAAGAUAUCCUGCUCUCAUGCUGGUGUAUUUAUUGGCGGGAGGUACAACAAAUUAUCGAGAGAAUUGAGUCAGACCCCCUGGUUCAUAAAUGGAGAGAAGAAAAUGGAAUCUUCUGUUCAGGAACUUCUCUGUGGACCUCUGAUCGAGGCCACGAGAGCUGAUUCUUUGAAAUUCUUGUCGUCAGGUAGGGAAGAUGUUGAUGUGAGGACAAUCAACUCUGGGAGACCUUUUGCCGUCGAAUUGAUCAACCCUAGGAGGACAAUAAUCGCUGAUGACGAGAUGAAAACGAUUUCCGAGAGGAUCAAUUCGUCUACAGAACUAGUUCAAGUGACUUCUAAUCUAAAAUUUUUGGAUGCAGGACAUUUGAAAACACUCAAGGACGGGGAGAACAAGAAAUCUAAAUUUUAUAGGGCUCUUUGUACAGUGAAGGAUGAAUCCAAAAAGGGUAUGAUGGAUUUGGGGAAGUUAGAGGGGAUGAGAAAUGUGAAGAUUAUUCAGAAGACACCCGUCAGGGUUCUGCAUCGACGACCAUUGGCUGCACGUGUGAAGAUGCUGUACAGGAUGCGUGGAAGGCGGUUGACGAAGAAGGAGACUGAAGAGUUGAGAAAAAAUACUCCGGAUGAUCUGUUGGAUAAUCUUUUUGUUCUGGAUAUUAAGACACAGGCAGGAACUUAUGUGAAGGAGUUUGUUCAUGGGGACUUUGGGAGGACUAAACCGAGUCUCUGUGAUCUACUGGGCGAAGAGGUGGACAUUGUGGCACUGGAUGUCACAGGGAUCAACCUGCAUUGGCCGUAAAAUGAAAUUAAUUGUUUCUUGUGCUUUUGGUUGAAUAAAUACAAUUUUCAUUUCCAAUUGAGGAGUUUAUUAUUUAAGUAGGUUUUAGAAUCUUUAGAGACAAUUCACGGUGCCAUUAAAUCAAUCCCAGAAGGGCAAUCACCUCUGGGGACGAGGUAAAGAAGAUUUCAGGGGGAAGCAAUUCGUUUACAGAACUUUAAGUAUUUUUUCCUCUGAAAUUGUUGAAUGCAGGAUAUUUGAAAACACUCAAGAACGGGGAGAACUAGAAAUCUAAAUUUUAUAGGGCUCUUUGUACAGUGAAGGAUGAAUCCAAAAAGGGGAUGAUGGAUUUGGAGAAAUUAGAGGGGAUGAGAAAUGUGAAGAUUAUUCAGAAGACACCCGUCAGGGUUCUGCAUCGACCACCAUUGGCUGCACGUGUGAGGAUGUGUACAGGAUGCGUGGAAGGUGAUUGAUGAAGAAGGAGACUGAAGAGUUGAGAAAAAAUACUCCAGAUAAUCUGUUGGAUAAUCUUUUUGUUCUGGAUAUUAAGACACAGGCAGGAACUUAUGUGAAGGAGUUUGUUCAUGGGGACUUUGGGAGGACUAAACCGAGUCUCUGUGAUCUACUGGGCGAAGAGGUGGACAUUGUGGCACUGGAUGUCACAGGGAUCAACCUGCAUUGGCCGUAAAAUGAAAUUAAUUGUUUCUUGUGCUUUUGGUUGAAUAAAUACAAUUUUCAUUUCCAA
This is a messenger RNA of Diachasma alloeum, 2371 nucleotides long. It is a transcript of the gene Pus10, whose product is annotated as putative tRNA pseudouridine synthase Pus10. The transcript has 3 exons. The coding region runs from base 139 to 1647 and encodes 502 amino acids. NCBI's taxonomy places the organism in Eukaryota, Metazoa, Arthropoda, Insecta, Hymenoptera, Braconidae. Gene Ontology annotation, molecular function: RNA binding; pseudouridine synthase activity. The record is from RefSeq and is a predicted model, not a curated record. Gene Ontology annotation, biological process: tRNA pseudouridine synthesis.